This is a messenger RNA of Sinocyclocheilus anshuiensis, 1679 nucleotides long. Its product is annotated as gastrula zinc finger protein XlCGF8.2DB-like. The coding region runs from base 2 to 1108 and encodes 368 amino acids. The record is from RefSeq and is a predicted model, not a curated record. Gene Ontology annotation, molecular function: RNA polymerase II cis-regulatory region sequence-specific DNA binding; DNA-binding transcription factor activity, RNA polymerase II-specific. Lineage: Eukaryota; Metazoa; Chordata; Actinopteri; Cypriniformes; Cyprinidae. The transcript has a single exon. Gene Ontology annotation, biological process: regulation of DNA-templated transcription.
GAUGCCGCUGAAAGAGGAGAGUCAAGACUUUAAUGAAAUGGAAGAGAAAAAUCAGUAUGAGAAAUGUCAUGAUUUUAUGGCCAGGGAAAAAUCUUUUACUUACUCACCGACUCAAAAAACAGAAACUAGAUACCUUGAAUUCCAGAUGAGAGUUCACACUGGAGAGAAGCCUUAUGUCUGCCAGCAGUGUGGAAAGAGAUUUAUUCGAAAAGACUACCUUAAAGUCCACAUGAAAAUUCACAGUGGAAAGAAGCCUUUCACUUGCAAACAGUGUUUGAAGAGUUUCUCACUAAAAGGAAAUCUUAACAUUCACAUGAGAAUCCAUGCUGGAGAGAAGCCAUUCGUGUGCUCACAGUGUGGAAAGAGUUUUAAACAGAAAAAGUACCUUAAUGCCCACGUGACAAUUCACACUGGAGAAAAGCCUUACACCUGCAAACGGUGUGGGAAGAGCUACAAAAGAAAUGAAAAUCUUAAAAUUCACAUGCGAAUUCACACUGGAGAGAAGCCUUACACCUGCAAGCUGUGUGGGAAGAGUUUUACACAAAAAGAAAAUCUUAAAAUUCACACAGGAAAUCACACUGGAGAGAAGCCGUUCAAAUGCUCUCAGUGUGGAAAGAGUUUUAAACAGAAAAAGUACCUCAAUGGCCACAUGACAAUUCACACUGGAGAGAAGCCGUUUGUUUGUGAUCAGUGUGAAAAGAGUUUCAGGUAUAAAGCGCACCUUGAUCUACACAUGAGGAGUCACUCAGGAGAGAACUGUUUUAUAUGUCAGCAGUGUGGAAAGAGCUUCUCACACAAAGGAAACUUUGAGAAUCACAUGAGAGUUCACACUGGAGAGAAGCCUUUCACCUGCCAAGAGUGUGGAAAGAGCUUCACAAAUAAAGGAAACCUUAAGAUUCACAUGAGAGUUCACACUGGAGAGAAACCUUACAAGUGUCUUCAGUGUGACAUCAGUUUCCCAUAUCACACAAACCUGAAACGGCAUUUGCAAACUCAUUCUGGAAAGAAAUUCCAAACCUCUUGCCACACUGAGGAAAAUGGCAAUUUCAACAAUCAUCUGCGCAUUCACUCUGAAGAAAGACAGUUCAGUUGUGAUCUGUCUAAUUAAAACAUUACAUUAACACAUUCAUAUGAAAAAUCAUGUAAAUGUGAGAACCUGAUUGUGUUCUUUGUUAAUUCCUAUUCGGACAGAAUUAGUUUUACAUGGAGAGGUGGGAUAAAGUAAGUGUUACUCGUCUGAAUGUGCCAUCUCAGUAAUCAUUAUGGACAAUGUCAGUAAAGAUUAUGGGUGACAUUCUCUAAAAAGAUCCAGAAGAAUUACCUCAGGUAAAACUAAUCCCAUGCGAAUAGACCAGCUGUAAAUAUGUAAGUAAAUAUUCCAUCUUUUACUGUUUAAAAGUAGCUUUUUUUGUGGUUUUUACGAGUAUGGAGGCACUUGAAGAAGCAUUCCGUUGCAUUCCAGGCAGUGGGACAAGUCUGUGGCAAACCUCAAGGGUUUUCAGCAUAUCAUUCAGAUCAAAAAGAAGGUCAAAAGUACUUGUUAGAGGCACAAAACUUCUUUUAGCUUUAGGUAAGUGCCUAAUCCCAUCUGAAUAGGGUUUUACAGAAUUCCUUUACAGCAGAGUUCCCUUACAAAAAAAUAAGUUUAUUUAAAGGGUUAGUUCACCCAAAAAUGAAAA